Molecule: messenger RNA, 1347 nt
Organism: Argentina anserina (silverweed cinquefoil)
Lineage: Eukaryota; Viridiplantae; Streptophyta; Magnoliopsida; Rosales; Rosaceae
Exons: 2
Coding region: 147-803 (218 amino acids)
Source: RefSeq, a predicted model, not a curated record
UGCUAGCACCGGGUGAGAAACCUCCGAAGGAGCCAAGGACCCGAAUCGCGCUCGCUUCUCACUACAACAAGUUCAAGCUACUCUUGCAAAAAUGGGGCGAAUGUUUGGCGGCAUCACGACAACGUAUAGCUAGCGGCACUUCGCUAAUGGACGAAGAACGACAAGCUCAAUCAUGUUACUAUAAUGCCAAGAAGAAAAAGUUUACACACUUUGAAUGUUGGGAAGUGGUUAAAGAUCAUCCAUCUUUCGUUGCGGUGCUACCUACUACUCCAUCUCCAUAUGCAAGUAGUUACCACGGUACUCCUUCAGCAACUGAAUCAUCUCCAACCAUCAAUUUGGAUGACGACCAAUUGAAUGAGACACCUCAAAGCAACACGGCAACUCCAUCGAGUCCACCUAGACCAAUGGGAACCAAGGCGGCAAAGGAAGCUAGGCGCCAAAAGAAACAUGGUAAGACUCCUAUUGAGCAACGGGUGGAGGUUUUGCAUACCAUUGCAAGUGACCAAGCAUCAUGGCAUACCAAGAGGCUAGCCCAUAAUGAAAGUGAGCUUAAUUAUUAUGCGGAGUACAUAGACAUUCAAAAGCGAAAAGAAGCAAGGGCGGAAGAAGAGUUACGAUUGAAGAAACAAGAGAAUGACACAAGGAUCAUGACAAUGGAUUUGGAGGCUAUGACCCCAAUCUCGAAAAGGUAUUUUACCAAGAGGAAACUAGCAAUCCUUAAUGAAGGAGAAGCUAGUCAAGAUCAACCUACCGAUGAAACAUAUUCGGAUUGUUAUCACCCAAAUCGCGUGCUUUUUCCAUAGUAGUUAUAGUAUUGUACUAAGAAUAAAUCUGGGCUUGGCUCGUCAUUUUAUGUAAUUUAAAUUUUUCGAGAAAUAAAAUGCAAUUUAUUUAUUAAGUUGAAAUUGAAAUACACAUUAAAUUAAAACACAUACUGAAAUUAAACACAAGCUUAAUAAUUAAACACAAACAUCAUGAAAACACACAAUAAAACAUAUUUAAAGUAUUUCACCGGUUUCCACUCUCCAAAUGUGUUUCACCAAGUCUUUCUGGAGCUCUCGAUGGAUGUAAGCGGAUUCGAGAUCGGCAACACGGUCGUGAAACCGUUGUAUAUUAGCUCCAUCUCUACUGAUUGGCUCAAAAAGAACUCGAUUCCCUUGUGCAUUCACCGGCCCAUCAUAAACCCGGAAAGCCCUCGAUGGGUUUUGCAAGUCUUCUUCUUCUUCCUCAUCAUCAUCCUCAUCAUCCACAUACUCUUCCUCAACAAUCAUGUUAUGCAAUAUAAUGCAAGCUAACAUGAUGGUAGUCAUUACCGAUUUGUGGUGCAAUGUACAACUAUGACGUAUA